AUAGCCGGUGGCAGCAGACUGCAGCUCCAGCUGCGGUUUGGUGUUUUGGUGUGCUUCGUGUUUUGGUGGAGCAGAGACGACGCCCGACUUCUAGCUUUAGCGGUGGUUAGCUUAGCCAGCAACCGCCGCCAUUAGCUAGCUAUUGACGCUACUGCGGGCCUGACGGGUUGGCCGAUUUCAGAUCAGGGGGAUUGACAGUUUCUGUGUAAGAACUUGUAGACCCCUGGUGUGAUGCAUUCACUGGCCCAGGAGAUCCAGGGCUUCUCCAAAAACCGUCUGAAGAAACAGUGCACACAUGUCACCACCGUGACAGGCAGGAAGCUGCUGGAGAGGAGGAGUGAUGGAGGAGAGGGAGAGGAGCAGGUUGAAGAGCUGGAGGAGGGAAGUGGAUGUGGAUUUGUAGAAGAUACAAGUCUGGACCUUCAAGUUGGUGCCGUUAGACCCUUCCUACUGCUGGGUUCUCAGGAUGCAGCCCACGACAUUGACACCCUGCAGAGGUAUAAGGUGUCUCAUGUCCUAAAUGUGGCCUAUGGAGUCACUAACCUGUUCCCAGAUCGGUUUCUUUAUAAGACGCUCCAGAUCCUGGACCUCCCAGACACUGACAUCACUUCAUAUAUUGGGGAGUGCAGUUCCUUCAUAGAUCAAGCACGAGAACAGGACGGUGUGGUUCUGGUCCACUGUAACGCUGGCGUAUCGCGUUCGUCCUCCAUCGUGAUUGGCUACCUAAUGUUGAGGGAGGGGCUGUCGUUUGACGACGCGUACAGCCAGGUGAAGCUGGCGAGGCCCUCAGUUCGCCCCAACCCCGGCUUCUACCAGCAACUACGGAGCUACAAACCUUAAAGCUGUAUCCAUUUAUAAUUUCAUCAUUUUCUUGUCCACUUGGGAGCAGCGGAAACAAGCUGUAAAUACAACGCUGACAUCUCGUCACCUCGGAAGUUAGUGUGGGUUAGAGGUCAAAUUCUAUAGAAGGGUUCAGUCCCUACAUAACCACCAAUCACUGUUCUCCCCUUAGGAGGUCACUGACCCUCUGUCCUGCUGCUACAGUGCUGUUUUAAACUGUUAUGAGUCAAAUACACAUAUAUCGUACACUACAUUAGUAUGGUGAACUUGUUAGAAAACAGUAUUUACACUAGUGUUGUAGUCAAGACCGCUCAAACUGAGACCAAGUCAAGACCAAGAAAAGAGUUUAUAGAGACCGAGACAAGACCGAGACUUUUAGGGGCUGAGACCAAGUCAAGACCAAGACCAGU
Messenger RNA from Micropterus salmoides (largemouth bass), 1250 nucleotides. RefSeq names its product dual specificity protein phosphatase 19-like. The record is from RefSeq and is a predicted model, not a curated record. Gene Ontology annotation, cellular component: cytoplasm. Gene Ontology annotation, molecular function: JUN kinase phosphatase activity. Bases 232 to 840 code for a protein of 202 amino acids. NCBI's taxonomy places the organism in Eukaryota, Metazoa, Chordata, Actinopteri, Centrarchiformes, Centrarchidae. Gene Ontology annotation, biological process: regulation of MAP kinase activity; protein dephosphorylation. The transcript has 5 exons.